Messenger RNA from Cydia pomonella (codling moth), 3750 nucleotides. RefSeq lists its product as uncharacterized. The transcript has 11 exons. Gene Ontology annotation, cellular component: membrane. NCBI's taxonomy places the organism in Eukaryota, Metazoa, Arthropoda, Insecta, Lepidoptera, Tortricidae. Bases 2152 to 3042 code for a protein of 296 amino acids. The record is from RefSeq and is a predicted model, not a curated record.
AUACUGAUUGACUGAGUAAUGGACGCAACGCGUGAUUGUCAAAAACCCGGCUCGCGUGUGCACUAGAUGACAUCAUCGCGCGACGAUUUUAGAGUUCUGUAGAAAAAGUCAUUCAACUUUUAAACGUAGGCCUUAACCUUGGCCUCUAUUUAUUAUUUAAUCGUAUAACGCAAAUAAAAAUAGUAAAAUAGGCAAAAUAUAAACAAUAUGGGUGCGAAGGGUGUACAUGUACAUGGCAUACUGAACAACUAUGGAGCCAACACCAAAAACACGAAAAAAGACUGUGGUUUUAUACAUACGUUUGGGGGUCCUAAAUCCGGGUCCAUAAGCUCUCUUUUGGACGUAGUUGAAGGACAUACCCAUGCCCACCUCCUGUACCCAUACUUCUAUAUCGGCACUGUGAAUACCAUCUUGCUUUGUAUAGUAGAGCACAGCACAGUGGAUGUCAUUCCAGAUCAAGAGCAGAGCCCAACUGGGGAAGUACCUCCACCUUACAGAAAACCGCAGCCAAAUAACACUAGACCCUACUCAUACUUAUAAUCAUAGUUCCAGCCGGUGAGUAAGAUUGCCAGAACUCAACAAGAAGACUUCUCUGGAGUUGCAGGCGUGUCUGGAGCUACGGAGACUGCUUAGCAUCAGAAGGGCCCUAUGGUUGUUUGCCACUGACGUCAUAUGUUUUCUGUGGAAAAGCAAUCAUUACUGAAAACUGUUUUACACCCGUCAGGGUAUGAGAAAACAUAACAAAAUCAUCCGGUUAUAAUAAAAAGCGUGUUACUACGGAACCUACGGAACAGACCAAACGCAAAUACACUAUAAAAAUAAAUACACAUUCAUUAUCUAGCGAGACUUGGGUAUCUAUAUAAUUUUCGUUGAUCGUGUCUGUUGAUUCAGUUGAUAAUUCAGAACCGUGCAGAACUCACAUCUUCUAUUUUGUUUUAAGUGCAUUUAGUUACAAUUGGCUGCUAUUGAAAACGGGGUUUUAUCAUAGGUUCCUUUCCUUUCCUUCCUCCUCCUUUCCCCUGCUUUCCUUUUUUUUUCCUUUUCCGUUUGGUAAGCUCCCGAUAUUUCGGCACAGUUCCACACAUCUUCUUUGCGGAGUCUGACGUGUUGCGAGUUUCAAUUGUGGUUUACCCAAACGCUAACUGAAAUUAUAUAGUUACAAGAAGGAUUAUAUAGAUUAUUAUAUACCUAUUUCUGUGACGAGUUAAGUCUGUAAAAUUAAAGUGGUGAAAGUGCAAAGGUUGUUAUAAAAUUCACAAAAGAAUACACACAGAGAUAGCAAUGAGUACAGAACUCCCAGAAGUGCACACUUCGGUUCAUUUACUUGCUUCGCGACGUACUCGUAGAAACUCCACAGGAUGCAUAUCUUCUGACUUACCUCCGGCAUACAGCACACUUUACACAUCUACAAAUAACAUUGAAGAGACAGUUCCGAGAUAUGAUUCUGAAGGUGAAGUCCGACUUCUAUAUGACCACUUUGAAGACAAAACUACCCGCAUCGGAUUCUACCAAAAGGUGUUAGCCAUUAAAUUGCUGCAAAUGUUAAUCAUAAUUACUAUUAUGGGGAGCUUUUCGGCAAACAUAAUUGAUGUCAUCAGACUUAUGAAUAAAGGAAACAACCUCGAAAUUCUCUUUGUGAUAUCUAUUAUGAUAUAUAUGUUGAUGUACGGCGUGAUGGUCAUCUGCCAAAAAGUACUACCAAGAAAUCCGUUCCGAUACAUGUUCCUUGUGGCGUACCCUCUAAGUCUAUCAGUUUUCAUCAGCGUUUGGACGAUUUAUUGGCAUUUAUUAGCUCCGGCAAGUAUUUUACAAUUUAGUAUUUGCCAGAUUGUGUUAAAUAUAAAAAAAAGUCUUUAAUAUAUUUAUAUUCAUAUAUUUUGCUAAAUCAAUUACUUCUUUUUCAAUUUUAUGAACGUUUCUAAAAAGUUAUAAACAUUCCAACCAGUUACAAAGGUAUUCGUAGGAUCACUAACUUCUGUAAUUAUUAUUUUCUCUUUCCUAUUUUAGAUUCUCCUUUCGUGUAUUUACUACUGCGCUGUAAUCUUCGUCUUGCUGCUGUACAGUAUAUUCGCAUUGCAAACUGAGCUUCAAUUUGAUACCAAAUGUGCCAUUCUAGUCGCUCUUGGCACGCAGUCAGUCAUCCUUAACGCAAUGAAUUCCAAUAUAGAACUGCCUCAAGUGCACACUUUCAUUCAUUUACCUGCUGCUAGAAAUACUCGUAGUCGAAGAGACUCCAGAAGACACAUGCCUUCAGAGGCACCACCGGCAUAUAGCUCUCUCUACGCACCUACAAAUAACAUAGACGAGACAGCUUCGAGGUAUGCGUCUGAAGAUGAAGCAAGACUUUUAAUUAACGACAACUUUGAAGAUAAAACUGCCUACAUUGGAUUCAUUCAAAAGGUUUUGGCCGUAAAAUUGCUGCAAAUGUUCAUCAUAAAUGCUAUCAUGGUGGGCUUCUUGGCUAACCGAAUUGAUAUCAUCAGAUUUAUGGAUAGAGAGAACAACCUCGUAAUUAUCAUGGUGAUGUCGUACCUGGUAUUUAUGUUGAUCUUCGGGGUGAUGUUCGCCUGUCAAAAACUUCGACCAAGAAGUCCGUACCGAUACAUAUUCCUUGUGGCGUACCCUCUAAGUCUAUCAGUUUUCAUCAGCGCUUGGACGAUUUUUUGGCAUUUAUUAGCUCCGAUUAUCCUGGUGUGUAUCUACUACUGUGUUGUAUUCUUCGUCUUGCUGUUGUACAGUAUCUUCGCAUUGCAAACUAAGCUUCAGUUCGUUCCCAAAUAUAGCAUUAUAAUAGCUAUUGGCACCCAGAUAGUUAUGUACGCUGUCACCGUACCCUUCAUCGAUAUCAACGCUGUGCACGUCCUGUGUCCGACUAUCAUAAUGAUCUUUGAAUACAUAUACAUCUUGUACAACUUAAAGGCUAUGACAUCCUUAAGUUACUGGAGCAUCAUCACACCAGCUGACUUCGUCAAUGGCGCGAUAAAUUUACAUUUCGACUAUUUCAAUAUCUUAUCAAAACCUUUCACGGCUCAAGAAGAAUGAAUUAACCGGUUUUUGACGAGUUUAUAGAAAUGUUAAAAGUAGGCGCUCCAAAGGUUCUGCACAAUGUAAUUUAAGAUAAAUUCAUUGUGUCUCUAAAAACGCCUGUACCUAAGAAAUUCUUCAAGAUCUGAUGCGUCUCAAAACGUGUAAAAGGAUCUGGAGGAUGAUACGACGAAGGUGAAUGAAUGCAUUAGGUAUAUGGAUAUAUCUGACGACCUGUCUGGCCUAGUAGGAUGUGACCCUGCUUAUGAAGCUAAUGGUUCCAGGUUCAGAAUCAAAAUCAGAUUUUAAUUUACUAAAACAUGGUACAAAAAGUCAUGCAUAUUUGAGAAAAAGAACUACAUGUUUCGUCAGAAAGACAUGCAAAUAUAUAUUUCAAAAACUGGAAAAGGCAUUUAUUCGUGUAUUGAGCACGGAUAUUCGUUCCUGAGUCAUGAGUGUUUUCUAUGUAUUUAUGUAUAGUGGUUUGAGUAUUUACAACACAAGCCUUAUUGAGCUUUCUAUGAGACUUAGUCAAUGUGUGUAUAAAAUCAAAUUGGUUUUUGCUAUACGAAUACUUAUUGGCUUAUUUAAUUAAGAUUUAGUUAAAUUGCCUGCUUGCGAAAUGAUUUGUAAAAAUCACACUUUAGAAAAUAGUUACAAAAUUAUUUCUGAAUAUUUAAAUAUAUUUAAAUGAGGGCAUUUAGUAAAAUAAAUUUAUAAAAAUGU